AUGAAGCUGUUCCAUCAAAUUAUCCUGGGUCUGGUGCUGAUCCUCACAAUAAUGAGUUCCUUCAUUAAUGCUGAGUCUUCGGAUGAUAAGGAUGUCAAUCGGGAGUCGGAUGAAUCUCUAAUUGGAAAUGCGGAAUCGGAUGAAACUUUGCCCGCCGACGUUCAACAGGAUUAUCUCAAUGUGGGAGACUAUGUGCGACCACCUCCUCCAUGGUGGUUCUAG
This is a messenger RNA of Drosophila rhopaloa, 222 nucleotides long. RefSeq lists its product as uncharacterized. The coding region runs from base 1 to 222 and encodes 73 amino acids. The record is from RefSeq and is a predicted model, not a curated record. The transcript has a single exon. NCBI's taxonomy places the organism in Eukaryota, Metazoa, Arthropoda, Insecta, Diptera, Drosophilidae.